AUGGGCACCACCUUCUUCGUCACGCACACGGGCACGUUGGAAGUGAGCGUCAAUGGCAAUGUCGUGAACACUCUCAUGGAAGGUCAGGCGUUCGGUGGCCUUGCGUUGCUGUACAACUGCCCCAGGACGGCGACGGUCAAGGCGCUGAUCGAUGCUGGAGUUUGGGGCGCCAAUGGGCACAACUUCAAGCAGGUCUUGGCACAGAAUGCGGCCAACCGCCAGGCAGACAACCUGAAGUUCCUGGACUCCAUCAAGGUCUUCGAUGGUCUGAACCAGAAGCAGAAGGACCAGAUUGCCUUGUCCGCGCUCAGCGAGUGGUUCGAUGCCGGGCAGCGCGUGGCCACGCAGGGCGAGACGCUGGCGGCCAUUUACUUCGUGAAGAAGGGUGGCUUGAAAGUGAUGACUGGUGGAGAGGUGAAAGCCGAUGGCAAGUUCUCCGGUGGCAACGAGGAGCACCACCUGUCCUCGGGUGAAUACAUUGGCGCCGCGCUGCUCUUAAGUGCCAAGACCAGGCCGAUGUGGGAAAACACCUUGCUGGCCGAUGCAAAGACGGAGCUCUUGUGCAUCAGCGUGAAGGACUUGAAGGAGAUCUUGGGGAACAAUUUGGCCAAGAUUCUGGAGACGGCCUUGGUCAACAAGGGUUUAAGGAUGUGCCCGGUGAUGUCGCAGUUCUCCUCGACGCAGCGGAAUGACAUUGCGAAAGCCAUUGCACCUCGGGUGCGAAACGAGAAUGGCAGGAUCGAAGCAGGCGUCCGUUACAUCGUCGUGUUGGAGGGCUCCGUCACCGGAAUGCACAAAGAAGAAGAGGUCACGCUGGAGAGGGCCCAGUGGCUCGAAGAUGGUGGGCUUUUGGAAUCCGAAUCCUCUGCUGAGGCGAAGUCUGAGAUCAGGAAUGGCGCGCGCGUGGGCUUCUUGACGAAGGAGGGCCUCUUGUCGGCUCUCAAGGAGCUGGGCCUGGCAGCCAUCGGCAAUGCUGAGGAGGCCUCGGAUCUCACCCGGAAGCUGAUCGUCGCGAAGAAGGUUCACAUCUUCCGACAUUUGUCGAGUGAACAGAUCACCAAGCUGGUCCAAUCCUUCGUGCUGCAGCGCUACCGGAAAGGUCUGACUGGUCCUGGACAGGUCAUCGCUAGUGGAGAUGUGAAGGUGGAGAUCAACGGGAAGUUCAUCCGAACCAUGACCAAGAACUCCUACUUCGGCGAGCGUGCCCUGCUCUUCGAUGAGCCUCGCACCGCCACGGUCGAGGUCUCUUCACCGGAGGCAGAGCUUUGGUCCAUCGAGCAAGAUACUGACUUCACCAUGAAGGACUGCCAGAUCGGUUUGAUGGGGCUGGAGAGUGGCACCCCAUUCCCUCAGGACCUCAAGACAGUCCGAGUCAUUGGGGCAGGAGCAGCAGGCGUAGUGCGGCUGGUGAUGAACAAGAAGACAGGCAAUCCACGGCACGUGUGUUUGUUCUUCUUUGGGCGUUCAGAAGCCAAUGCAAUUCUGUGCCAGAACCCUGUAGCCGCGUAUGCUCUGAAGCGGGUCCGGAAGAACCAGGGGAAGAUCCCUGUGGAGGUCAAGCGUGAAUGCGAACUGCUCAAGGCCCAGGAGCACCCCUUCAUCAUGAGACUGGUGCAAACCUUCGAGACGCACAAGAGCGUCUACAUCCUCACCGAGCUCAUCACCGGUGGCGAGCUCCAUGGGGCGAUCCGUGAAAUUCCCACAGUGCUCUCCAGGGCACAGGCACAAUUCUACACCGGAUGCUUGAUCAUCGUUCUGGAGGAGCUAAGUGAGAAGAACAUCGUCUACAGAGACCUUAAGCCCGAGAACGUGAUGCUCGACGCACAAGGUUAUUUGAAGCUGAUUGAUUUUGGAAUCGCCAAAAAACUGGAGGAAGGGAAAACCAGAACCUUCACCAUGAUCGGCACUCCCCACUAUAUGGCUCCGGAGAUCAUGCGUGGCCAUGGCUACGGAACGGAGGUGGACUUGUGGUCUUUGGGGAUCAUCCUCUUUGAGUUCGUUUGCGGCUAUUUGCCCUUCGCCGACGAGCUGGAUGACCCCACAGAGGUUUGCACGGCCGUGCUGAAGGAUCCCUUAGAGUUGCCCGACGGUCGCCCUCUUUGCCGUCGGACGUCGGAUGCGGUGCGACCGGAUGCCCAGUGUAAAGCGGUCAUCCAGGGGAUGCUCAACCGGCAGCCGAAGAAGCGCUUGGGAGCUGGCAUGAAUGGCUGGGAAGAUAUCAGGACCGCGGAGUGUUGGCCUGGGCCUGGCUUUCAAUGGAAUUCUGAAUUCUUCCUCAUCGGGCACAGCGGCAGUACCCUGUUCGACAAGAUCAUGGGCCGAGAGCUGGAAGCACCGGUGAUGCCCAAGGCCGGGGCAGAGCGGGUGAGCUGGGCUGAGCGGCCGCAAGAGCGCCGGCCACUGGCCGCUGUGGUCGUGCUGGAGUCAGGAGGAGACCGGCUGAGGCAUCUCCAGAUCCUACAGCCAGAGCGGCGAGUGAAGAUCCCACUGGGGAGAGCCGAUAUGGUGACACUGGAAAAGUAUGUAGAUCCAGUGAUUUGGCGCAUGUUUCACCAACACGAUGUGUUGCCAAGUGUGGGCAAGCUGUUUGCACCAUUGGCGCACUAUGCGCAAGUAAGCUAUCGUACUGACUGGCUACAGGCGCCUGAGGUGGAGGCCAAGCGUGUGGUGGCCCAGAGAACGGUCGAUUUGGACCUCCAACCUCAUUGGUUCAACCGCUGGUCGGUGACUUUGCCCCGCAAUAUGGUUGGAAGGCUGGCCAUUGCUGGAGCGGCUCAUGACGGCAGUUGGGGUGACCUUGAGAUUCUUCCGGCCAAGGCAUUCUCUUUGGGUGUGGCCGCGGCCGGGGUUAAUGACCAUGAGGUCCGACCUCCAUCCCUUCCUGGAGCUCUCGUGGACGGGAUGGCCUUGGACGUGCUGAGUGCUGGGCUGGGCGCCGCAGUGACGGACGCUGGGCUCCUUCAGCGGGUGGAUCGCGAGCGGGUCUUGUACAAGAGCUUCGGGCAAAGCUUGCGGCAGAUUUUCCACGAGGAGGGCCUUGUGGGCUUGUGGACACCGGGCUUGGUGGCCACCUGGAUGCGCGCCUUCACACAGACAGGCCUCAGAGUGGGGCUCUACCCCAGGGUGAAGGCCUUCUACGGUGACACCGGCGGCCUGGCGACGAAGCUCGCGUCUGGCGCGUCCACGGGCGCUUUGGGCGCAGGUCUGGCCAACCCCAUUGAUUUGGUCCGGGUGCGUUUCCAAGGCGAGUCUGGUGCCCUGACACAGUGCGGCACCUAUGCCAGCGGCCUGCGGUCGGGGCACAAGCCACGGCAUGCCAACACCUUGCGCGCUUUCCUUGACAUUUUCCGAGAGGAGGGUCUCGCAGGGCUUUGGCGCGGGGCGCCCGCAAACGUGGCCCGAGCGGGGCUUUUGUCAGCUGGGCAGCUGGCCAGCUAUGACCAAACGAAGCAGGUUGCUCUAAAGGCCGGAUGGACUGAUGGCCCCCGCCUGCACUUGUGCUCCUCGUGCUUCUCUGGCUUGGUCGCACAGGUGGCCUGCAUGCCGGCAGACGUGGUGAAGACACGGCUACAAAGUGGAGGACGUCAUUACAGGGGCGUUCUGCACUGCCUCAGCCUCAUGCUUCGCCACGAGCCGAUCCUGGCCUUCUACCGUGGCUUUGGCCCGGCGGCGGGGCGUCAAGUGCCAGUGAUGGCAGUACAGAUGCCCAUUGUGGAGUACAUCCGGAAGCACCUUUUCGGUUUGGAGUACUUGUAG
Molecule: messenger RNA, 3756 nt
Organism: Durusdinium trenchii
Lineage: Eukaryota; Dinophyceae; Suessiales; Symbiodiniaceae
Source: the annotation of a GenBank genome assembly